Choloepus didactylus (southern two-toed sloth) is the source of this 1006-nucleotide messenger RNA. RefSeq names its product F-box and leucine rich repeat protein 8 (gene FBXL8). The record is from RefSeq and is a predicted model, not a curated record. Lineage: Eukaryota; Metazoa; Chordata; Mammalia; Pilosa; Megalonychidae.
AUCCCCGCGGCUCCUGCCCGUCCCGCUGUCCCACUGUCCUCCGCAGCCAAUCCCACGCCUCCGAGAAGAGCCCACUUGGUCCACUGAGCAGGGAUGUCCCCCUCUCUCUCGGCCUCAACUGCUGGGAUUGACGGCGAUGGCCGAGCCCGGAGAGCAACUGCUGGAGAAGUUGCUGGCGCCCAUCUUGCUGCCACGCAGUGACACAAACAUCAGCUGCAACUGUGCACGGGAAAGCAUACUGCCACUAUGUGUGCACCACGUCCACAACCUACAGCUGGAAUUUGAGCCAUUGAAGGAGCCGAGCCGCCGGGCGGCCACUGAGCUACUGACGGCGCUGGUGAGCCAUGCCUUGGGACUGCGAGGCCUGGGCCUGGGGUGCCGCGGGGAGAAGCCACUCUUCCACGCGGGCUUCGAUGUCCUGGACGCCGCACGGCGCCACCUCGACCUGCGGCGCUUGCCCUUUACGCUGGACGACGAGCUGGUCCGCAGUCUCUUCCCGUACAACUGCACGCUCCAUGCUCAAGCUGCUUACAGUCUGCACCUCGGCAGCCUAUCGCGCUCCACCCUCGAAGUGCUGGCAGCUCAGAACCGCGCGCCUUUAGCACUCUCGGCCCUGCGGUGCGCAUGCCCUGAAGACGAAUGCGCGCGCGUCCUGCCAAAGGAGGCCUGGACCGCGUUGCGCGCUGGGCUGGAGCUGCCUGGCGGGAGCGUGGCGCGCGUUCUGCAGCCUUCGGUACCCGUGGUUACGCUGCACCUCCGCCUCUCCUGCUACACCACAGGCCCCAUGGGCUUCGCAGCGCGAAACUACGCCGCAACCCUGCAAGCCACGCUGGAGGGUCCGGCGGCAAGAUGCGCGGGCCUGCGCGACAGGCUCUGCUUCUGCGUGCAGCGACCCGCCGUGCCGGGCGCCCUCCCCGCGCACUGCCCGCGCCUGCGCAGCUACGCGUUUAAACUAACGCGCGAGCCGCAUUCCCGGCGGCCCACGUAUGUGUUGUGAUGCAACCAU